AUGUCGGAGGAGUCGAUUUCGUUGGAAGAGACUAAUAGGAUUCGUCUUUCUUUGGGGCUGAAACCGAUUCCUGGCGCUGGAGAUGAGCCGGCGAAGGCCAGCGUUGGCUCAGAAUCGCUCACGCUUGAUGAGACGAAUAAGUUGAGGGUGUCGCUAGGGAUGAAGCCUAUAGCAGCUGGUGGGUCGCCAGCUGCGGUGGGUGAAGCGAGUGACCGUGGAGGACGGAAGGAUGAGCAGCUGGAGAGCUCGCUGGCGUCGAUGAGGUCCAAGCUGAACAGGAAGCGGAAGUCCACCCUGGGGAAGACGUUGCUGGAUGAUGCCAGGGAGGGCGAGGAAGGCGUUGAUGAUUGGCUUUCGAGCCUGGGCAGGAGUGUGAGGAAGAAGAGCAAGAAGAAGAGCAGGGUGACCAUGCCAGACGAGACACCAGCGAUGACUGGGUUCAAGAUUGGCCAUAACGCUGGUGAACUGCAACAGCUGGGGGAGGAUUCGAUCCUGACGCUGAAGGAAUCGAGCAUUUUGGAUGAGAGCGACAAGCUGGAGUCUGAGUCGCUGGUUCAGCAAGCCAGGUUGAACAACGAGCUCGAGAAGACACUCAACAGCCGGAGAUUCAACGAAGAUGGAAGUGAAAAAUCGAGGCUACAACUUGCCAAAGAAGAGGAGGAGGAAGAAGGCACCAAUGAGCUCACUGUUGAGAAUGAGGUUAUUCAGCUGGGCAGUGUUAAUAAGGCACCAGAGGACGUGAAGCAUUCAACCAGGAUCACAUUCGAUUUGAGCGAAGACGAACAAGGCGAGGUGGAAGACGACUACGCAGAGGCCAAGCCCAUAAAGAUGAAAAAGCUCCUCAAGCGUAAAUCAAAGAGCAGAAGCCGACAACGAGACCGUACUGAUGAAGAGGGCGAUCACAUUCUAAGAAGUGUUGAGCUUGUGAAUGAAGAUUUGGACUUCCAGGACGACUUGGACCUACAAUCAACGCUUUCUUUAAAGAGACAACACAGGCAAAAAAAGAGGCAGAAGCUCAUGACGCCAGAGGAGUUGGCCAGGGAGAUUGAAGAGGAACGGGCCAGCAAGAUGGAGGUUGACGAGGAAUCCAGUGGUGUCGUCAUUGGUGAGAAUACAGAGUUCCUAAGCUCUCUAAAAGCUUAUCUGUUGGCUGAAACUACACCUGAGGCCACCAAGGGUGAUGAAACCAUAGAGGAAAUCCCAGCAGCCGAUGCAAUUGAAGACACUGAAGCAAUUGAAGAAGCACAACAAGAGGCAGAGCCGCAAGGCCCCGACUUCUCUGGAGGGCUGGCAUCGACGCUUUCCUUCCUCCAGUCCAAGAACGUUGUUAAGGUCAAGACGAAGCAGGAGAUCGAAAGCGAACGCCAGAACGAACAACUACGCAAACAGAUCGUGCUGAACCCAGACGACGACAAACACACCAUCGAGGCCAAGCUCAGGAACUACAAGCCUCAGGUCUCUGUCAAGUAUCACGACGAGUACGGCAGAGAACUGAGCCAGAAGGAAGCUUACAAGCAGCUAUCGCACCAGUUCCACGGCAAGGCACCGAACAAGAGCAAGAUAGCCAAGAAGCAACGGCUCGUGGAGGAGGAGAACAAGAGGAAGCAGAGCGAGAAGCUGCUGGACGAGGAGAAGAAGGCCAACGAUGGCCUUAGAAUCCAUUUCCCUCCUUGGAACGGUUGUUUGGAUCAUAUUCUGCUGUACUGCUCCGGAGGAAUAGCGUCCUAUGGUGUACAGACUAUGAAGAAAUCGCAAAAGACCUCAGAGGAGGACACUGCGACUGAGAUGGAGGUUGAGAAACUGAAGGACUAUAUCAUCUCCGAGGAUGGGCUGCUGCACCUACAGGAGGAGUCUGCGCUGAGAGCAGGCAACUGGCCGUUCAAGAAGAAGUUGCGGCACACGCUGCUGUAUGGGCUGGUGACGUUCUGUGCGCAGUUCAACUCAACAACGUUGGCAUCUGCCAAGUUCAGCGAGCUCAUCAUGGAGAACUAUGGUGUAACGAGGGAGGUCACGGUGCUAUCCUCGUCUCUCUACAUCCUGGGCAUCGCGUUCGGACCAAUGGUGUUUGCUCCUAUAAGUGAGGUCUACGGAAGGAAGAUUGGUGUGCUGGUGCCAUUCUUCAUAAGCUCGAUAUUCGCAUUCGCAUGCGCAACUGCCUACAACGUGCCGUCACUUCUGGUGUACAGAUUCUUAUCUGGGUUCUUUUCUGGAGCCCCAGUGGUGUCAUCUGGUGGAGUUCUGUCAGACAUGUUCCCAAAGCCCAGUGUGCGUGGGAAAUACCUCGCCAUCUACGCUGUGUUUGUCUCCAUGGCACCUGCUGUGGGCCCAGUGGUGUCCUCACUGCUGAUCUUUAGUAGGCCUGAGAGCGACAAGCAGGCGUGGAGGAUACCAGAGUACUUCAGUGGGCUGUUAAACCUGACAUUGUUCUUCAUCUGCGAGUACUUCAUCGAGGAGACAUACCCAGCUGCUGUGUUGAAGACUCGUGCAAGGCUCUUGAGAUUGGCUACAGGCAACUAUAACAUCCAUUGUCAACAUGAUAUGUGGAGGCUGGAGCUCAAGGACGUUGUUAGGAAUCACUUGGUUCGCCCGUUCGCCAUGCUAUUCACCCCAAUUGUGUUCUGUAUAGUGCUGUUUGCCUCAUACGUCUUUGGCGUAUUCUAUAUCUUUGUCAUCACGUUACCAGAGGUGAUGACAAUCAGCCGUGGCUGGACAGGCACAAUAUCGACGCUGCCGAACAUCUCUUUGUUUCUGGGCACCCUCACAGGCUGUAUCAUCAACAUGCUGUACGCUAAGAGGUUUGCCAAAACCAUUGAAAGAAAUGGAGGUGUUGUUAUACCAGAGGAGAGAUUCCCAUUGCUCAUGGUAUUGGGAUGGUUUAUGCCUGCUGGCAUCUUCAUCUUCUCAUGGACUUCAGACAAGAGUAUACACUGGAUUGUACAGUGUAUCGGCAUCUACAUGUUUGCUAUUGGCUUCUUAACCAUAUUCCAAGGCUGUUUGAACUACUUGGUUGAUACCUACACCAAGUACGCUGCCAGUGCCAUAGCCACCAAUACCUUUCUAAGAUCAGUGUUCGCUGCGUUCUUCCCACUGUUUUCAAGACAACUGUUUGUUAACCUUGGUGUCCAUUGGGGAGGCUCCUUACUUGGGUUCAUUGCCCUUGAUACGAGCUAG
This is a messenger RNA of Williopsis jadinii, 3171 nucleotides long. RefSeq names its product MFS general substrate transporter. Gene Ontology annotation, cellular component: U4/U6 x U5 tri-snRNP complex. Lineage: Eukaryota; Fungi; Ascomycota; Saccharomycetes; Phaffomycetales; Wickerhamomycetaceae. The record is from RefSeq and is a predicted model, not a curated record. Bases 1 to 3171 code for a protein of 1056 amino acids. Gene Ontology annotation, molecular function: transmembrane transporter activity. Gene Ontology annotation, biological process: transmembrane transport; mRNA splicing, via spliceosome. The transcript is spliced from 3 exons.